UGUUGGAUUUGAUUUAACCUGUAGUUUUUUCUAUGAUUCUCCAUUUCAGCUCACCGUUGGAAGCUCCCGACACAUUGAUUGCUCAAGGAUAUCCAAAGUCUAUUGAUGGUUAAACAUUAAUCAUUGUAAUAUAAUGCUCUACAGAGAAAAGGAAAGAGUUUGACUAAUCUUCAACAGACUCUCCAUUUUAAACAUGCUGUGGCAGCGUACAGGCCUACCGCCUGGGAGGACGGAACACUACCACUCAACCCCCGCUGCAACUCUUCUGCAGUAAAACCUCGCAAUCCACAAGUACUUCUCUGCAGCUGCCACCACAACCUCUACUUUCUAUAACUAACGUUCCAUUUCUGCAGUAGAGUUGACAACCACAGCUAUGGACGCUAAGAAACCCACCUCACUGAAGCACAUAUUAUUCCUAUCACUCUCCAUUAGCCUACUCACCGGAAUCCUCUCAGUAUCCCUUGCCUUCAGCAUGACACCUUCUGUACUACUCUGACCCUGGCAACCUCAACCUGCCAUUCUCUCACCAGACACAUCCAACUUCCAGCACCAUGGGCACCCUCACAGCUAACACACAGCUAACACAACUAUACAUUCCUUCGUCUAAUGCGCUCCUGCACAUCUAGGAAUCUCCUUCCUACACACUGCUGCAACAUGACCAUAAGCUUGACACCUUUAACAACGUAAUGGGUUUGGGACAAAAGCUCUCACGGGAUUACUGACACAUCCUAACUUAACUUUGUCGGAUAAAGACUCCAUAAAAAAACUCAUCAGGACAGACAGUCUUCUCUGUCAGCACGCUCUCCACCAGGUCUGCUUCGCACCAAACGGCAGGUGUCAAAUACACCAGGAAUCUUCCAUUUCAAUUGCUCCUCCUCAACACUUAAUGCCACCCAGUUAUAACUCCGUUCAAUGGCACCCUGCUCCGGAGUUCUUGUCCCUAAGCGCUUGGUUCGGAGUGCCCGCUCCCUCUGGACAAAAAGACCACCACGAGUCUACCUCAAGUUACUUUCAUCAACUCAGCAGUCCCCAACCUCUCACUCAAACUCAUCCUCAUCAUCAUUGGGACGAGGCUCAACCUCGACCAUCUUCACCACACCUGCCACCGCAGGUGCAUAAUGGGACCUUUGAUCCAGCAAGUCUGUUUGUUAACAUUCCUCAUCCUCUUUAAUGCCUGUUCAUCUGUUGCAGAUAAGCAGCUUGUUGUCCCUCCUGACCCUGUAGUUACCUCUGCUGGUCAUGACGUCAUCCUUCCCUGUCACCUGUCUCCUCAAACCAGUGCUGUUAACAUGGAUAUCAGGUGGUUUAAGGAAGGAGAAUUCGCUAACCCCCUGUACCUGUAUUUGGAUGGAAAGGUAACAGAGGGGAAAGGCUAUGAGGGUAGAGUGAGUGUGUUCACUCAGGAGCUGGAGAAAGGCAAUAUAUCACUGCUGCUGAAUAAUGUCAUGGCUUCUGAAAGGGGAAGGUACAAAUGCCAWGCCAGCUACAUGGACUGGAUUCAGGAACUGCCUGUUGUGCUACAGGUUAAACAGCAGGGCAGUGUCCCCAGGAUCUCCAUGAGGAAGCACCACAGAGUGUUCAUCCAGCUCAGCUGUAGCUCAGAGAACUGGUACCCAGAGCCUGACAUGUUGUGGACAGACAGCAGUGGGAAGGAGAUCACCUCAGCAGAGACAGAGAGACCCAAACAGAAGGAGGGGGGUGUCCUGUACUCCAUAACCAGUCACAUGAGAGUAGGGAUGGACCAACUGGAGGGGGUCACMUGUGUGGUGAUGUCACAGUACCAGGGAACCAAGAUGGAGUCUAAACUGCAGAUGACUGAGGAAUUCUACAUGAGCAGUCUGCCUGACAGGGUGUACAUCUCUGCAUUUAUGAUUCCUGUGUUUCUGGGACUGCUGUGUAUCACUGCAUCUGUUUUCUCCUUACUCCAUCAGAGAAGAGUUGUUCGAGAAAAACUGAAUCCUUUGGACGAUAUGAAAACAAAAUUAAAAGCUAUGGAUCAAGAGCUCAUCAAAAAGACAGAGGAAGUCACUUAUAAGGAUCAGUUAAUGGGAAUUACUCAAACAAUCCCAGACUCUGUUUGGAGCUUGAUGGUUGAUCAUGCAGUGGAUGUGACUUUCGACCCUGACACUGCACAUGUCAAACUCUCUUUAUCUGAUGAUAACAAAUGUCUCAAAUUUGGAGAAUUAAAAGAAAAAAAGGAUUGUGAGAAUUUCAAAGAAAAAAGCAAAGGCACUAAAAACAAGUUUACAUUUAAUCAAUGUGUCCUGGGAAUGGAAGGAUAUGACAAAGGUACACAUUACUGGGAGGUUGACCUGGGGAAGAAGAGCCAGUGGAGUGUUGGGAUCGCUCAGGACACAGAGAAGAGAGACAACAUCCAAAUGUAUCCAGACACUGGCUUCUGGAGCGUAUGUUACAAAGAUGGAGAACUGAAAACAGUUGAACAGUCUCCCACUUUCCUUCCCAUUGAACUGAAACCUGAGAAGCUGGGAGUUUUAGUGGACUAUGAAGGGGGACAGAUAACAUUUUUCAAUGUGGAGAAGAGGUGCCACAUCCACUCCUUCAUCUAUGGCAAGUUUUCUAAGAAACUCUAUCCGUUCUUUGGUCCUUUGAUUGAUUGUAAAGAGGAACUCAAAAUCUCACCUGUGGUACAAAGAGACAAAUCCUCAACCUCUGAGAACUGUUAGUGUUAAUAAUGGAAGAUGACAAAGUCAUUGAAUAGAAAGGUAUUUAGAUCCCAAAGCUUAUUGUAAUUAUAAUAAUCUUAUAAUAUUAAUAUUAUAAUUUAAAGCUGAAAAUGUAAAUCUUAAAAUGUAGCUUUUACACAUGUUAGUUUUAAAGUGUAGAAUAUACACUGAGUGUACAAAAUAUUAAGAACACCUUCCUAAUUCUGCCGUCAGAACAGCCUCCUUUCAUUCUAC
Salvelinus sp. IW2-2015 is the source of this 2918-nucleotide messenger RNA. The record is from RefSeq and is a predicted model, not a curated record. Lineage: Eukaryota; Metazoa; Chordata; Actinopteri; Salmoniformes; Salmonidae.